Molecule: messenger RNA, 732 nt
Organism: Strongylocentrotus purpuratus (purple sea urchin)
Lineage: Eukaryota; Metazoa; Echinodermata; Echinoidea; Camarodonta; Strongylocentrotidae
Product: protein PXR1-like
Exons: 2
Source: RefSeq, a predicted model, not a curated record
AUGUCUGACACAGAGAUAAAGAACAAAAGGGGUGACAGACUGGGAUGUUCUCAUUUCUUAAAGAAGGAGAAGGAGAACAAGAACAAGAAGAAAAAGGAGAAGAAGGAGAUUAAGAAGAAGAACAAGAAGAACAAGAAGAAGAGCUAUAAGAAGAACGAGAAGAAGAAAAAGAAGGAGAACAAGAAGAACAAGAAGAAGAGCAAUAAGAAGAACGAGAAGAACAAGAAGAACAAGAAGAAGAACAAGAAGAACAAGAAGAAGAGCAAUAAGAAGAACGAGAAGAAGAAAAAGAAGGAGAACAAGAACAUGAACAAGAACAAGAAGAAGGAGAAGAAGAACAAGUAGAAGAAGGAGAAGAAGGAGAUUAAGAAGAAGAAGAAGAAGAAAAAGAAGGAGAACAAGAAGAAGAGCAAUAAGAAGAACGAGGAGAAGAAGGAGAAGAACAAGAAGAACAAGAAGAAGAGCAAUAAGAAGAAGAAGAAGAGCAAUGAGAAGAACGAGAAGAAGAAAAAGAAGGAGAACAAGAACAAGAACAAGAAGAAAAAGAAGGAGAAGAAGAACAAGAACAAGAAGGAGAAGAAGGAGAUUAAGAAGAAGAAGAAGAAGAAAAAGAAGAAGAGCAAUAAGAAGAACGAGAAGAAGAAAAAGAAGGAGAACAAGAACAAGAACAAGAAGAAGGAGAAGAAGAACAAGAAGAAGAAGGAGAAGAAGGAGAUUAAGAAGAAGAAGAAG